Molecule: messenger RNA, 237 nt
Organism: Protopolystoma xenopodis
Lineage: Eukaryota; Metazoa; Platyhelminthes; Monogenea; Polystomatidea; Polystomatidae
Source: the annotation of a GenBank genome assembly
AUGUCACUCUCGGCUGUAAAGAGGCCUGGUCUUGGCGUCCGUGUCUGUCCGUCAGACGGCGGCUUUCCGCUUCCACAACCGCCAAACUGGGUCGCCAAGACGCCCAACCAGGGCCGGACCAUCCCCCUUCCGACGCCGACGCAACACCCAUCAGCCUGUGCUCACCACGAGCCCUCGGGGUGGCAGGGAGCAACGGGAAAAUCCGAUCAAACCAAGCAGCUAGCCCUAUUUAUCUGA